Messenger RNA from Helianthus annuus (common sunflower), 1298 nucleotides. Its product is annotated as probable protein S-acyltransferase 22. Lineage: Eukaryota; Viridiplantae; Streptophyta; Magnoliopsida; Asterales; Asteraceae. The record is from RefSeq and is a predicted model, not a curated record. The coding region runs from base 58 to 714 and encodes 218 amino acids. Gene Ontology annotation, biological process: peptidyl-L-cysteine S-palmitoylation; protein targeting to membrane. Gene Ontology annotation, cellular component: endoplasmic reticulum; Golgi apparatus. The transcript is spliced from 7 exons. Gene Ontology annotation, molecular function: protein-cysteine S-palmitoyltransferase activity.
AUCUGCACCACAGAAAUCACGAUCUGUAUAGCCAUAAAAAUUACACAACGAAGGAUUAUGCUCUUUGUGAAUGUCGCCUGUGAAUCGAUUACAUGUGCAUUUGGCUUGUAUAUUUGGUGUGCUGGUGCUGAUCCAGCAGAUGCAGGGGUUUUCAAGUCCAGAAAGUAUUGUAAAACCCCCAACAGCCAAACAAAUGCUAGAAAAGAAGGGUCAAACCAUGGUGGAGAAUCGCUAACUAAAGACGCAAAUGAUGAGAGGUCUAAAGCCGUAAAAGCCACGUUGUCACCGUCUUGUUUAAUGGUUGUUUUGUGUCUGAUUCCUCGUGCUCUCACGUAUCAUUGUUCGAGUUUAGAAGAGGAGUCUUCUCAACACCAAACAAGUGAAGAUGGCAUGUUUUACUGCAGUUUGUGCGAGGUUGAGGUUUUCAAGUACAGCAAGCACUGCAGAGUAUGUGACAAAUGUGUCGAUCGAUUUGAUCAUCAUUGCAGGCUUAUACUACAAUGGUCAACCGGGAUUGUUGUAUUGAUAAGUUGCGCCAUCGACCACAAGAGAUACAAAUCUGAAGUAGCUUCAAAGUUAGGAAGCAAUUUCAAAUUAGCUCCUUAUGUUGCAGUUGUGGCAGUAUGCACGAUUUUGGCGAUGAUUGCAACGCUACCGCUUAUCCAGCUCUUCUUCUUUCACCUUCUUCUCAUAAAGAAGGGAAUUAGCACAUAGAUUAUAUCAGAGCAUUAAGGGAGCAGGAGCAACAAGGAUUUGGGGGCCCACAAAGUCCUCAAACGUCGCCAGCUAGCUCGCUCACGGGUUUCAGCAGUGUCAGUUCUUUCAAUACUUUCCGCCAAGGCGCGUGGUGUACUCCUCCACGUCUGUUCGUUGAAGAUCAUGUCAUUUUCAAUAAGGUAUGAUGUGGUCCCACCUGAGACCAGUUCAGUUAGCUCACUAGGGAAAAAGACACUUGAUGACCCCAUCAAGAAAAAGAAUUCCACAUCCGUGAAGAUCAGCCCAUGGACCUUAGCCCGUUUAAACGCAGAAGACGUCUCAAGAGCCGCAGCAGAGGACAACAAAAGAUUGCAAAAAUGAGUAAAAACAUGCUUUGAAAGAGACACAAUUCAGACAUGUGGAUGCUUUAGUUAUACAUGUUGUCGAUGAUCUUAGUUUCUAAUAGUUUUACAUGUAAAAUAAACCAGGAGAAUCGUAAAUUCAUAUAAGAGACAUGGAUUCUUAAGUAAUACAUGUUUUACAUGCCAUAUAUCAUGUUUUUACAAGUUUUGAAUAUUCAAAGAAACUAUAUCAUUUCACAA